Messenger RNA from Iphiclides podalirius (scarce swallowtail), 1167 nucleotides. The record is from the annotation of a GenBank genome assembly. Lineage: Eukaryota; Metazoa; Arthropoda; Insecta; Lepidoptera; Papilionidae.
AUGUCGAAGAAUUACAUAAAUGCGCUUUUGAAGCCUUUUCGUGAGAGUAACGUUGUCGGUGCCUUCCUGAAAUUGUUCGAGACAGGGCCCAAUAAGCCAGCCAAAGGGGUUGGGUUGGCGAAAAAUGAGGCUCCAGUGGCGAAGACGGGCGCUGCGCAAUACAGCAGCGGCGUACGGAGGGUUACGCUCAUUCCCGGACACGGCAUCGGGCCCGAGAUAACCGUGGCUGUUCAGAAAAUAUUCGAAGCUGCCAAAGUUCCCAUUGAAUGGGACGAAGUCGAUGUCACAGCUGUUCGGGGUCCAGAUGGCAAAUUCGGUAUCCCUCAGAAGGCGAUAGACUCUGUAAAUGCCAACAAAAUUGGCUUGAAAGGUCCCCUGAUGACCCCUGUGGGAAAAGGCUACCGCUCAUUAAAUUUGGCGCUCAGGAAGGAGUUUGAUCUUUAUGCCAAUGUGAGGCCAUGCAAAAGCUUGGAUGGCAUAAAGACCCUGUACGACAACGUGGACGUGGUCACGAUCCGCGAGAACACCGAGGGCGAGUACUCGGGCAUAGAACACGAGAUCGUGGACGGCGUGGUGCAGUCGAUAAAGCUCAUCACGGAGGAGGCGAGCAAACGCGUGGCCGAGUUCGCCUUCCAGUUCGCCAGGGACAACAGGCGCAAGAAGGUCACGGCCGUCCACAAGGCGAACAUCAUGCGUAUGUCUGACGGUCUGUUCCUGCGGUGCUGCCGCGACCUGGCCACCAAGUACCCGGACAUCAAGUUCGAGGAGCGAUACCUGGACACCGUCUGCCUCAACAUGGUCCAGGACCCCUCCAAGUUCGACGUGCUGGUAAUGCCAAACUUGUACGGUGACAUUAUGUCUGACAUGUGCUCCGGGCUGGUGGGCGGUCUAGGCCUGACGCCUUCUGGAAACAUCGGCAAGAACGGCGCACUCUUCGAGUCCGUCCACGGCACUGCUCCGGACAUCGCCGGCAAGGACAUGGCGAACCCCACGGCCCUGCUGCUGUCCGCAAUCAUGAUGCUGAGGCAUUUGCAGCUCAACGAGCACGCGGAUCGCGUGCAGAACGCUUGCUACGAAGUUCUGCGCGAGGGAAAAUCCCUAACCGGAGACCUGGGCGGCACUGGAAAGUGCAGCGAAUACACAAACGCGAUCAUUUCAAAGCUAAAG